Molecule: messenger RNA, 1377 nt
Organism: Sordaria macrospora k-hell
Lineage: Eukaryota; Fungi; Ascomycota; Sordariomycetes; Sordariales; Sordariaceae
Biological process (GO): macroautophagy
Cellular component (GO): fungal-type vacuole membrane
Source: RefSeq, a predicted model, not a curated record
AUGAAACCCAGAAGGACUCUGUCCUUACUAGCAUUACCCAUCACCUCCGUCAAAGCCCAAACCACCACCGACCACCGUCCCACCCUAACCGAAACCCUGCACGCCCACAACGACACCCUCUCGACGCUCAACAACUACAUCCAGACCCAACAGGCCCUCUUCGCCGCCAUCAACGGGACCUCCGACAUCACCAUCCUAGCGCCCAGCAACCAUGCGCUGGACGGGCUGUUCAGCAACUCGGCCAUCAUGGACGACUUCAACUCGGACCCCGACUUGGUCGAGGCGUUUUGGAAUUACCAUGUGUUGCGGGGAGUGUGGUAUACUUCGAAUUUGACUGCCGGGACUGGUGCUGGGACCUCCUCAGGGGCAGCGGCAGCGGCAGCGAAGAAGAGACGAAAAAGGAAGAGGGAUGGUGGUAACGACGUGGUAGACGAAAGCGGGAUAGACGGGAACUCCCUGUUUAUCCCUACCUUGUUAGCACCGGGUAUUACUCCCUAUGCUAAUGUAUCUGGUGGUCAGAGGGUUAUUGCUCGCUCUUCCAGCUCCUCCAGCAGCAGCGACAGCGACAGUGAGCCAGUAGUCUCCUUCUACUCCGGCAUCACCGGCUCAGGCGGUUCUCAACAAAUAACCAAGUCAACAAUAACGCACGCCAACUUUAACUUCUCGGGAGGAACGAUUCACAUCAUCGACCAUGUUUUGUCUUUGCCUUCGAGGUUGAAUGAUACGCUGGCUUCUUUUAGUCCUUCUUCUUCUUCCAGUUCCUCUUCCAGCUCGUCCGGCUCUUCAUCCACAACAAGCCAAGACGACUCCUCACCAGAAAAUAGCCUCUCCCUAACAGCCUCCGUCGGCGCUCUAUCCCGUGCAAACCUGACAAACCUCUUCAACACCCGCCAAGACAUCACCAUGUUCGUGCCCUCCAACGAAGCCUGGGACCGCGUGGGCAGCGUGGUGUCGGACAUGGACGAGGACGAGCUGGCGGAUAUUAUGGGCUAUCAUAUUUUGAAGGUGCAAGGGACGACGAGCGGGAAGGUGUUUUAUAGUGAUUUGUUGGAGAGUAUCGGUAGUAGUGAUGCAAGCAGCGAUGGAAGCGAUGGGGAUGUUAGUGGUGAUGUGACCGGCGGCGGUGGGUCAGAGAAAGAUGAGGAUGGGCGGCAGCAGCAGCAGGAGAUUGAAAAGGAUUAUGAGACGGUGGAAGGGGGGACGGUUAAAGUGAGGGUUGUUGAUGGGACUUCGACGACGGGUGGUGGUGGGACGGAUGCUGAGGAUGAUGCUGGUGAUGCUGGUGAAAGUAGCAAGCAGGUGUUUGUUAAUGGGGCGAGGGUGGUCAAGAGUGAUGUGUUGGUGGAGAAUGGGGUGGUGCAUGUUGUUGAUGGGUGA